This is a messenger RNA of Paramormyrops kingsleyae, 1822 nucleotides long. It is a transcript of the gene tmem26a, whose product is annotated as transmembrane protein 26a. The record is from RefSeq and is a predicted model, not a curated record. NCBI's taxonomy places the organism in Eukaryota, Metazoa, Chordata, Actinopteri, Osteoglossiformes, Mormyridae.
CUAUAUAAAGCGUAAGAUAAGUCUGUGUAGUAAGUUCUAAAGUACUCAGAGAUUUUCACACAUCAUUACGUUGUCUGUCUUAGGGAAUGCAAUCAACUUGCGUACAAAGUACCUAAGUCAAAGGAGGAGCUUGUGUUUGCAGGCUGGCCGAUAUGCAUAAUUUGCUGAGUUCCUCUGCAUCCGGAGUUGUACUUUAACAGCUGUAACAGUGCUGGCUCCCUGCACGAAAAAGUUUCAAAGUUUGAGUUUACAAUGGCUUUAGUAAAGUUUAUAUGCGCGAUUAUUACCCGAUUUUUGUUCAUCCUUGUAGCAUUUUUGGGGGUAUUUGGAGUUACAUGGGUUAAAAAAGAUCCUUAUUAUUGGUUACUGACCCUUCUCUUCCUUCCUCUCAUUUUCGAAAUGUUCUUAACUUUGAAAAUGCGAAAAGGCGAAGACUACAAGUGGUUCUCGCCAGCCAUCUUGCUGUUCCUCAUCAGCAUCAUACCCUCCAUAUGGAUUUUGGAACUGUACCAUCAAGAAAAUGAAUUAAAUUAUCCACAGUGUAAGAGACUGGAUUCACUGGAAAACGUAAUGAGCAUUUUAAAUAUGACUAUGCGCAAUCAGGCACUUACGGAACUGGAUGGACUUCUGUCUAAAGUGUGUGUCAAUGACUGGAUUCUUGCUCUUCACCAAAUCCUGCUCAUCCUCCUGAUUGUGGGAAAGUGGCUGCUGCCUAAAGGAGGCAGUGUCACCAGAGACGGGCUUUCACAGCUCCUGCUCAUUUUCGUUGGUGUAGCUGCAGACAUACUGGAGUUUACAAGUGAGACACUGUCAGAUGUGAAGGAAAGUAGGCCUGAGUUUGUGUACAUAAUACUUGGUGUGUGGACUUGGAGUAUGUUACAAUUUCCUUUCCAUGUGACAGUGGUGAUCCCUGGUUCAGCAGACGCUACUGAAGAUCAAAGCAUGUCCUGCCUUAGAAGACGCUUCAGUGACAUCUGGGGCAUAACUGAAAGUGUGUUAACCCAAGAUGGUCCCUUCCUUGUGGUUAGACUGCUGGUUAUGAUCAAAUACAAAGUGUUCCACCAAAUGUUGGUGUUCUUUACUAUUAAAAAUUUCCUUGUUGUUAUCCUCAAUUUUUACCGCCUGUAUGCUAUUAUGUCAGAAUAGGUAGAAAUCUCAGAAAAAGACCCUGUAUAGGAAGGAUUGUGGUGUAAUAAUAUUGUAUUUGACAUCUUAAUAUAUCGACACUCCUCUACUUACGAAUGAGAUACAUUCUGAACGGCCGUUCAUAACUUGAAAUGUUUGUAAGUCGUUAUUCAACAUCAUUUUAAGGGUAUACGCAAGUACAAAGAACUAGGAUGCUGGGAGUCUGCACGCUACGCUCCUGCGUGAUGGGAGUAGCGGCCAGAAGUUGUACUAAGCGGAAUUGGCCCGCAGAAAAAAAAAUUGAUGUUGCGGACAGGAAACAGGAGCCAAAUGAAUACAAUUUGGGCUUACAGUCCUCUUCAUUCGUAAAUCUGAAAGUUCGUAAGUUGAAAGUUCGUAAGUAGAGGAGCAUCUGUAUUGCAUACAGUAUUGUGCAAUAUAUUGUACCUUAAUAUGUUGCAAAUGUUAUCAAAUUGAAAUUUUUAGAACAUAUGCAUUUACAUUUAUAUUUGCAUUUACAUAUUCUGUAGUCACUUCCUGGGAUAGGUACUAGGCUGGAUGUGACCGUAACCUAGAAUUUAUGUAAAUGAAAUUUUACAUUCAUAAAUGUAUUCAACUGUCAGAAUUAUAUUUCAAGGUAACUAUGUUCAUGUCUUACAUUUUACCAAAAUGAUGAUAAAAAGAUAAAACAGUGUUG